AUGCCAAUGCCUACGGCGAUGCAGGAGCCUAUGUCAGAAGCGAACAAGGUUGCUAAUGCAUUGAAAGCGCGGAAACGGACCAAGACUGGCUGCUUGACAUGUCGCAAGAGACGGAUCAAGUGCGGCGAAGAGCGCCCAACUUGCAAAAAUUGCACCAAGUCAAAACGAGAAUGCGAGGGCUACAUUCCACGGGUUAUCUUCAAGGAGCCCGCUGGUGGGUCAGGCGUGCCACUGCAAGGUCCCUAUUAUGCGCAACCAGGCUAUGGCGGCGUAGAUUCGGCCAACUUCUACGGUAUGGCCUCGGGGGGCUCUGCAGACACUGCCUCUUACCCUGCAAUUGCCCCACGUCCGUCGUUCAAUGCUGGCCACCCGGGCUAUGGACAGCUCAGUAACGGUGCAUACUGGACCCCGGGCGAUAGUUCAGCAUUUGGGUAUAUGAAUCAGCCAUACUCAGCAGCGUCAACUGCACAUGCGAUCCCGUACUCAUUGCCUCCUCCGAUCGAUACAUAUAGCACAGCAACAAGUUAUGCGUACCCUCAUGUGACCGCGGAUGCAGGUACACCUCUCCCUUCACAUACGUCUAGUACCAGCAACGGCGUUAAUUCUACACCUGUUCAGAGCGCGAUGCCAACAUGGCCUUACAGUCCGGCGUCAACCAUUUCCCACGCAACGCAGCCCACACAAACCCCUACACAAUCUAACUUCAACCAAGCUGAUAUUUUUCAGCCGCAAAACCCCCACCCUCCACUCUGGGCGAGCCAGCAAUAUACAAUGGAAGCCCACAUAAACCAUGUACAACUUUCAGAUAGAUAUUUGCAGCCGAUACAAGACUCGGCGCAGGACUUUAUUAAUGACCAAGUGCAAUUCUCUAAUCAAACUUACGGUGCAGAUGUUCAACCGAUUGCCGUUAAAGAGGAACCAGAAGAUGACUGGUUUGAUGUGGAAUCAGACGACGAAACGCAAGCCGCAAAGGUAGAUAAAGAGCACGCUGAGAUCGGCGUCCUCUUACACAAUAAUGCAUCUCAGAAUAACGGUGACAGUAGGUCGUUGACCAGCUACCUAAACGAGCCAAAUAUUCUCUCGACAUACAACCCCGCUUACGCAGCAUCUCCCCUCAAGGACCCACAGACGGCCCGCAUUUUUUGCCAUUUUAUUACUUCGACUGGACCUACACUUCAUGUUUGUGAGAGGCAUCCAUCGAAUCCUAGUGUCAUAUUCUCCGGACGCCCAGUCCCAAAGCCCCAGCAGGCGCUGUGGUCGUACACGCUACCAAUGCUGGCAUUACACCACCAAGGUCUUCUCCAUGCAAUGCUUGCUAUAUCAAGUCUUCAUAUUGCAAAACUUCAACAAACAUCGCCCACACCAUCUCUUCGUCAUUAUCAUUACGCUCUACGACGUGUUGCGAAGGCUCUUGGCGAUUGCAAGAAGCGGCGUGAGCCAGCCACGCUGGCAGCUACCUUGCUAUUGGGCUACUAUGAGGUUACUACUGCAGAGCAUAAUAAGUGGAACAGCCAUCUUUCAGGUGCAAGGGAGCUGGUUAUGGAUAUCCCUUACGCAAGGAUGUCUAAGAAAGUGGAAGCUUACCGGCGCAAGCAGGACGCCGACGAGGCUGAGCAGAGGGCCGUAUGCGGCGACACUUUUUUGCCAGACACCGCGGCUAGAAAGUACAAAGAUAUCUGCAUCUUGAACGACAAGCGACUCGACAAGGGCCUACUCAGCACUAUCAUGGGUUGGGAUGUUAGACCAGAUAAAGCUGGGAAGAUCCUCAAUGGUGAAAUGGGCAGCCCGGAGCCGGGAGAGACAGUUUCACAGAAGGAUGUCGACGAGUACGAAACCCAAGUUGACCUCUUCUGGUGGUACGCCAAGCAAGACACGUACCAAAGCAUCAUUAGCGGCAACCGACUCUUGCUGUCUUAUGAAAGAUGGGCUCAUGUGCCUCCAAGGGCUCCAAUUGGAAGACCUGAUGCGGUUCAUGGAACCAUGGAUCAUCUUCACCUUCUCAUGGCACGCCUAGCGGACUUCGCCGGCAAGGAUCUCUCCCGCAAGAAGCGUGCUCACAUCGAGGCCGAAAGGGCGGCGAAAGCAGCCCGCAAUUCUCCACCCUCCUCGAGCAGCACAAGCCCUACUCGUCCGCCGCCCAUGUACGGCAUGAUUCCGGAUCCAGGCCCCGUCCGUGUUCCCACCGGCUUCUCCCAGGCCGAGCACGACAAGCUCUACACCUCUCCCACAAAUGCUGAUUCCCAGCCGUUGGACAUCGCCUUUGCCGAAGCGCAAACAGAAUGGACCUCCAUCGCGCACGCCUUCGACGUCCUGUUCUCGGCCCUAGGUCCAUCCUACGAGCCACUCUCCGCUGAACACAUGACUCCCCUCUCCACCCCUUUUGGGCCGGCCAUGUACUACCGCUCCUACGGCAUCGCCUGCGUUCUUUGCCUCUACUACUGCGGCCGCAUCAUUCUUACCCGCGUGCACCCCUCCAUGCCUCCAGCAGCCAUGGUAGCUUCAGGGGUCGCAGCCCCACACACCGCCUCCUACGCCAACACCAUCGGCCGAAUCUGCGCCGGUAUCCAACCCGUCAGUAACACUGCCCCUCUCGUCCCCCACCACGGCGCCGCCCUCAUGGACGUUUGCAUGGGCCUUUUCCACGCCGGCAUCCAAUAUCGUGACCCAGCGCAACGAGGCUGGAUGAUCACCAAACUUCGCGACGUGGCGCGUCUCACGGGUUGGCAGACCUCGUCGCUAAUCGCGAGCGGGUGCGAGAGGGCCUGGAUGCAUUUUGCGGAUUUAGGAAAGGGGCCGCCGUAUGAGCGGACGAUGAAUAAGGGGGCUAAAGACGAUAGAGUUGCUGGGCGGAGCAGGGAUCCCAGCCAUUUGAUGGGCGAGCCGAAGGAUAAUAAUGAUAGGAGGUUUGUGAAGGUUAAUGCGGGGACAAGGGUUUACUGGGCGAUGGGGAUAUUGAGUAUGGAGGAGGAUAUGAAGGAGAUGAAUCUGGGAGAGUGA
Bacidia gigantensis is the source of this 2997-nucleotide messenger RNA. RefSeq lists its product as uncharacterized. Gene Ontology annotation, molecular function: zinc ion binding; DNA-binding transcription factor activity, RNA polymerase II-specific; transcription cis-regulatory region binding. NCBI's taxonomy places the organism in Eukaryota, Fungi, Ascomycota, Lecanoromycetes, Lecanorales, Ramalinaceae. Gene Ontology annotation, biological process: positive regulation of transcription by RNA polymerase II. The coding region runs from base 1 to 2997 and encodes 998 amino acids. The transcript has 3 exons. Gene Ontology annotation, cellular component: nucleus. The record is from RefSeq and is a predicted model, not a curated record.